This is a messenger RNA of Tupaia belangeri chinensis (Chinese tree shrew), 883 nucleotides long. Its product is annotated as B-cell lymphoma/leukemia 11A-like. Gene Ontology annotation, molecular function: DNA-binding transcription factor activity; RNA polymerase II cis-regulatory region sequence-specific DNA binding. Gene Ontology annotation, biological process: negative regulation of dendrite development; regulation of transcription by RNA polymerase II. Gene Ontology annotation, cellular component: nucleus. NCBI's taxonomy places the organism in Eukaryota, Metazoa, Chordata, Mammalia, Scandentia, Tupaiidae. Bases 34 to 426 code for a protein of 130 amino acids. The record is from RefSeq and is a predicted model, not a curated record. The transcript is spliced from 2 exons.
CCGCCGCCGCCGCCGCCCGCCCCGCAGCCCACCAUGUCUCGCCGCAAGCAAGGCAAACCCCAGCACUUAAGCAAACGGGAAUUCUCGCCCGAACCUCUUGAAGCCAUUCUUACAGAUGAUGAACCAGACCACGGCCCGUUGGGAGCUCCAGAAGGGGACCAUGACCUCCUCACCUGUGGGCAGUGCCAGAUGAACUUCCCAUUGGGGGACAUUCUUAUUUUUAUCGAGCACAAACGGAAACAAUGCAAUGGCAGCCUCUGCUUAGAAAAAGCUGUGGAUAAGCCACCUUCCCCUUCACCAAUCGAGAUGAAAAAAGCAUCCAAUCCCGUGGAGGUUGGCAUCCAGGUCACGCCAGAGGAUGACGAUUGUUUAUCAACGUCAUCUAGAGGAAUUUGCCCCAAACAGGAACACAUAGCAGGUAAAUGAGAAGCAAGGAGAAAAGCUGUUUGCAUGUUUUCUUUUCAUUUUCAGAGGCGCUGUAGUCAAGCAGUAAGGAGUGGUGAAGUGCUUUCUGUAUUUCUCCAUCUGACUGUCCAUGACAGCCCUGUAAUGUUAAAAUAAUCAUUUCUAUAGCUUACAUUCAGGACACAGAAAAAUGUUUUCCACCUCAUGGACUCACAUGGAGGCAGAAUAGGUACAUGCACCUGACACCCUCUCUCACUGGAUCUGCUGAUUCUGAAUUUCUUUCCUUCCCCCUCCCCACAUCUCACUUUAAAGUAUUGAGGCUUGUCACACCUAGCCUAGUUUUCAGUGUCUAUUUCCAGCCUUGGUGACAUGUUACAGGCAGAGUGACCCUAUAGACAUGUGUAGUUCCACCAAAGACCUGUUUGACUUGGGAUACCUGUUCGGGUCUCCCUAGGGGUGCAGUUAGUUCUCAAGGCUU